This is a messenger RNA of Tripterygium wilfordii, 1421 nucleotides long. Its product is annotated as biotin carboxyl carrier protein of acetyl-CoA carboxylase 1, chloroplastic-like. The record is from RefSeq and is a predicted model, not a curated record. The transcript is spliced from 7 exons. Gene Ontology annotation, cellular component: acetyl-CoA carboxylase complex. The coding region runs from base 153 to 1022 and encodes 289 amino acids. Lineage: Eukaryota; Viridiplantae; Streptophyta; Magnoliopsida; Celastrales; Celastraceae. Gene Ontology annotation, biological process: fatty acid biosynthetic process. Gene Ontology annotation, molecular function: acetyl-CoA carboxylase activity.
UUUGAUCCUCCAAUGGAGUUGAGCCUGUGUACAGUUGUAAGCUCCCUCUGGUUUCAUCGACCAAAGCAAGUGCUUCCGCUUUGGUUUCACUGACGGACUCGAUAAAACCCAGCUCAGAUUGACCAAUUCUUUCACUGUGACGCGAACGAACAAUGGCUUCUUCCUCGUUCUCCGCGGCUGCAGCUGCUACGGCGUCCGCUGUGACCAAGAGCACCAUUAGUUUGCCUCAUUUAUUCUGCAACACCAGCAACAACAACGUUCACUCUUCCUCUCUCUCAAGAGUCUCCUUCCGAGUCUCUCCCAAACCCAAACUCAGAUUUUUCAUCAAGCCUGGUUGGAAGCGUCCUACUGUGGUGAAGGCCCAAUUGAACGAUGUUGCUAUUGGUGGGCCAUCAAAUGAUGCAGCUAUCCCUCAAUCUAAACCGGACACAGCAGCAGUUGAAGCGAAGGAUUCCAAGCCUUCAGAUGAGUGUUCAGCUCCAGUCUUGGCUACAGAGGAAUCAAUCUCUGAGUUUAUUACUCAAGUUGCUAGUCUUGUAAAGCUAGUAGAUUCGAAAGAUAUUGUGGAGUUGCAGUUGAAACAACUUGAUUGGGAAGUAGUAAUUCGGAAAAAGGAGGCCUUGCCUCAACCACCACCACCUGCUCCAGUUGCUAUGAUGCAUUCAUUUCCUCCAUCAAUGGCAAUGCCGGCAACCCCUCCUCCAGCUGUCCCUGCACCUUCUGUCCCAUCACCCUCUGCCCCAGCUGCAUCACCUCCUUCUGCAGCCAAACCAUCUAAGUCAUCAACGCCACCACUCAAAUGCCCUAUGGCAGGCACAUUCUAUAGAAGUGCAGCACCUGGUGAACCACCAUUUGUGAAGGUUGGAGACAAAAUACAGAAGGGACAGGUUCUAUGCAUCAUUGAGGCCAUGAAAUUGAUGAAUGAAAUAGAAGCUGAUCGAUCUGGAACCAUAACUGAGAUCCUUGCCGAGGAUGGGAAGCCAGUCAGUGUCGACUUGCCUCUUUUUGUGAUCGAACCCUAGAGCUUGUCUGCAAAGUAGUCAAGUAAAGGGGUUCCGUAAUAGGACUGAGUAAAGAUCAAGAUUCGGGAGCGGGGGCAGUUCUUGGUGGCAUUGUGAUAUUAAGUGUUUGUUGUGUCAUGGAAGAAUAUUUUGUUCAGAGUUUUGAUAUUGCCUCGUUUUUACUCCACUUUUUACCCUCAUUUUCCAUCAUAUGUAACAAACUGUUUUUGUCUUUAUGUUGGGUUCUAGAAUUUAGUUAGCUGUUCAUGAAGGGGCAAUUUACUACACUUUGAGAGACGGACAAUGCUAGGGAUCCCUAACACAUGUAGGAUCCACCUCACAUCUAACAUUCUAUAUUAAAUGGGGGUUACUUUUUGGGGGUUUCAAACAUUAUCCAUGAAAGACUGAGAUUAUCCUCGA